AAAAUUCUAACUUUCGAAACCGCUCGAGCCCCUGUGCAUGUGUAUUUAUUUGGAACUCGGAACACACCUUGCAUCACCUUAUAAGUAUUAUCCAGGAACUAAUAAUCAGAUAUUGACGCUUCUGAGUGUGGUCUCUAGAAAAAAUGAGCAUAUUUGGGUCAAAUAAUUCAUUUGGCAGCACAGCCUCAACAAACGCAAAUGCAAUGAAAGACAUUGAGGUUGCGUCUCCUCCAGAUGACAGUGUCAGUUGUCUUAAGUUCAGCCCUGGGACAAUGGCCCAGACCUUCCUUGUAGCAGGCAGCUGGGAUAACAAUAUUCGAUGUUGGGAGGUCCAGCAGACCGGCCAGACAGUGCCUAAAGCCCAGCAGACUCACCAAGGCCCUAUCCUGGCCUGUGACUGGAGCGAUGAUGGUACUAAAGUUUUCACAGCCUCCUGUGACAAGACUGCGAAAAUGUGGGAUUUGAAUAGUAACCAGGCCAUACAGAUUGCACAGCACGACGCCCCAAUCAAGACUAUCCACCACAUUAAGGCACCCAACUACAGCUGUGUCAUGACAGGCAGCUGGGACAAGACUCUCAAGUUUUGGGACACCCGACAGGCGGCUCCCAUUGACUCCAUACAGCUCCCAGAGAGAUGCUACUGUGCUGAUGUGAAAUACCCCAUGGCUGUGGUCGGAACUGCAGAGAGGGGGUUAAUUGUUUACCAGUUGGAGAACAGACCACAGGAAUUCAGCCGGAUUGAAUCACCUCUGAAAUUCCAGCAUCGAUGUUUAAGUAUUUUUGCGGACAAGAAAACAAAUGCUCCAACAGGUUUUGCCCUCGGAAGUAUUGAGGGAAGAGUAGCAAUCCACUACAUCAACCCAACCAGUCCUAAAGAUAACUUCACCUUCAAAUGUCACCGGUCGAACGGCACCACCCAGGGCAUGCAGGACAUAUACACUGUAAACGACAUUGGGUUCCAUCCUACCCAUGGCACACUCGCAACAGUUGGCUCCGAUUGUCGAUUUAGUUUCUGGGACAAAGACGCACGCACAAAGCUGAAGACCUCCGAGCAGUUUGAUCAGCCAUUAACUGCCUGUGACUUCAACGCACAGGGGAACGUGUUUGCCUAUGCAACAAGUUACGACUGGUCCAAGGGCCACGAGGGAUUUGACCCCCAGAAGAAACCUCAUAUCUUUUUGCGGCCUGGAUUUGAUGACCUUAAGCCCAGCAUGAAGAAGUCAUAACGACAUUUGUGUACAAAAUGAACAACAGGUUUUAAAAACUUUGGGCGUCUGCUUUCAUGAAGACUUCGUUUUGAAAUUUACAAAGUGUCAUUGUGCGAAAAUUUAGAUUUUUUGUCUAAUUGUGUAUAACUUGUAAUCUGUAUAUCAUAUGCAUUUAAGAUUUCCUUGACCACUGUUUCAUGUAAAUACACGUGUCAGUCAAUCUGAAUUCUUUGAUAUAUUUACAGUUAAUGUAUACAACAGUUUUCUAUGUUUUCAUUACAGAAAUAGACUCAUGCAAUAGCUGUGAAAAAUAAUUUGAAAUAAUUUGUAGCACAUAUAUUAUAUGUUAUUUGACAUGUUUGUACAAUAGAAUUCAUUACCAUCUUAAUAUUAUCUUGUACAUUCUGCUAAUUAAUGCUUUGUGAUGCAUUUAGGACAGAUUUAAGUUUCUUAGUCCUGUUUCCAAUUAUCAGGAAAUAUUAUUUUCCAGACUUUCAUAUUGAAGAACUUUUGACCCAUAAAUUUCGGAAAUUUAGACCAUUUUGACCAUAUGUCCAUGAACUUGUAUAAAUUGAUUUUAAGGGACAGUCACUUGUAAACC
Molecule: messenger RNA, 1809 nt
Organism: Mizuhopecten yessoensis (Yesso scallop)
Lineage: Eukaryota; Metazoa; Mollusca; Bivalvia; Pectinida; Pectinidae
Product: mRNA export factor-like
Exons: 11
Coding region: 144-1226 (360 amino acids)
Biological process (GO): RNA export from nucleus; transcription-dependent tethering of RNA polymerase II gene DNA at nuclear periphery
Cellular component (GO): nuclear pore
Molecular function (GO): RNA binding; ubiquitin binding
Source: RefSeq, a predicted model, not a curated record